Messenger RNA from Phlebotomus papatasi, 2765 nucleotides. RefSeq names its product ATP-dependent DNA helicase Q5 (gene RecQ5). Gene Ontology annotation, biological process: double-strand break repair via homologous recombination. Gene Ontology annotation, molecular function: four-way junction helicase activity; 3'-5' DNA helicase activity; ATP binding. The coding region runs from base 89 to 2698 and encodes 869 amino acids. The transcript is spliced from 3 exons. NCBI's taxonomy places the organism in Eukaryota, Metazoa, Arthropoda, Insecta, Diptera, Psychodidae. The record is from RefSeq and is a predicted model, not a curated record. Gene Ontology annotation, cellular component: chromosome; cytoplasm.
UCGAUUCAACUGUCAUUUUCCAGCGGUCAAAAAUUUGUUUUGCAUGCCUUUUUUCUCAUAAAAAAUUCUCGGAAAAAAAGUGCACAAAAUGAGUGGAAAAUCAUCCCCACGGGAUGUUGAUUUGGAGGCAAAGCUCAAGGAAUACUUCCAUCACACCACGUUCCGUUCAAAACUACAGAGAGAUGCAAUAAGGACUAUUUUGAAAGGCAAAAAUGACGUGUUUGUGUCUAUGCCAACGGGCUCAGGGAAGUCUCUGUGCUUCCAGCUACCUGGUGUGUUGCAGGAAAACAAGGUAACAUUGGUAUUUUCACCGCUUUUGGCUCUGAUAAAAGAUCAAUUGGACCACCUGACAAAGCUCAGAAUCCGGGCAGAGUCGAUAAACUCAAAGAUGACCACGAAGGAACGUGGUGAGGUUUUUGCAGAUCUCAAGUCUGUUAGACCUAGCAUUAGAUUUCUCUACAUUACGCCUGAAUUUGCAGCAACAUGGAUAUUUACUGAGCUUAUUGAGCACAUGAUCAAGUAUAACAAAGUGGCGUAUUUUGUUGUAGAUGAGGCUCACUGUAUCUCCCAGUGGGGACAUGAUUUCCGGAAAGAUUACCUCAAACUCGGUGAUUUGCGUAGUAAAUUCCCAAAUAUUCCCUGGGUAGCCCUAACGGCCACAGCUUCACGGGAAGUUGUGAAGGACAUUGUGGCCAAUUUGCAUUUUAAAGAGCCCAUCUCGAAAUUCACAACACCCUGCUUCCGGGAGAAUCUCUUUUAUGAUGUGAUAUACAAGAACUCCAUCAACAAUGACUUUCAGCACCUCAAGGAAUUCAUAAUGCAGUGCAGAGAACCUGGGGUUGGGGGUGUUCCAUGUGGCAUUAUUUACUGCCGGACACGGGAUCAGGUGGAACGAGUGGCCAAGAAUCUUACAAAUUGCGGUCUGGUUACAUUUCCCUAUCAUGCAGGCUUGAAGCCUGCCGAACGGAUAACUGCGCAGGAAGAGUGGAUGUCGGGAAAGUAUCCGGUUAUUUGUGCUACAAUUUCCUUUGGGAUGGGCGUAGAUAAGUCUGCUGUGCGAUUUGUCGUCCACUGGGACAUUCCGCAGAGCAUUGCAGGGUACUAUCAGGAAUCUGGGAGGGCUGGAAGGGAUGGAAAAAAAUCUUAUUGUCGUCUGUACUACUGCAGAAGUGAGACAAAUUCCGUGGAGUUUCUGCUCAAACAAGACAUCGCCAAGUCACGCACGGACGAGAGUGCUGAUAAGGCGAAGCAGAAUCUCAAGAAUUUUGAGAAGAUGGUGAAGUACUGUGAAACUGUUGAGUGCAGGCAUAAAUUUUUUGCUGACUAUUUCGGAGAUGAAACUCCAGUCUGCAUCAAUAGAUGCGAUGUAUGCAAAAAUCCCAAACAGAGUGCUUCAGCUCUUGAGAAAUUCCAUUCUCUCUCAUCUACGGGCCGAAUUGGGGGCAAAUUGUCUUACGACUAUGAUGAUUACUGUGAGGAUUUGUAUGAGGGUGGAAAGAGAGCACAAAAACAGGCAGAAUCUGAGUAUUCUGACAGUGAUUCGUCAUCAUCGAGGGAACAAAGGGCCAAGAAGGAGAGAAUGUCACUGAUUCAGAAGGAAUUUGCCGCAAGGAAGCAAGCUGCUGAACAGCGUCUAGAGCGAGAAUUUGCAUCAGCAAGAAUUUCUCGGGUAAAACAUGCCCUAAAUACCGAGACAAAAAUUAUUGGAUUGACAAUAUCUCUGAGAGAGAGUUAUUUGAGUAUGAUAGCAGAUCUUCUGAAGAAGAAUUAUGAUGCAGGAGAGAAAGAUGACACAAUUCCCGAUACCCUGAUCUAUCGAGAUUUUGAGGAUAUUGGCGUGGAGCUUGAGUAUAAGAUAUUUACAGUUAACAAAGUCAUUUCCCUCUACAGAAGAUCAGCAGCAAAGUUGAUGGCUGAGAUAAAGGGAUCAACAGCAAAGAAUUUGUGCUAUGAAUCAUUUGUGAAUUAUCAGCCAAAGAAGAAGGAACCACGAGAAGAGCCUAAGGAUGUCACAAAGGAAAAGUCCAAAACGAGUGUUGAGAAGAGAAAACCUCAUAAACAUCUCAAGAAGGAUUACAUGAAACAAACAUCCCUCAAGAGUUUCUUUGAGACUUCACAAAAUAACAAAGAAACCGAAGUAACAGAAAAUGAACAAGAAGAAGACAUGAGUGAAACCACUCCCCUUCAGGAUGAAAAUGAUAAAAUUGAGGAGAAAGUAGUACCUGCUUUGAGUGAAAUCCUCGAGAAGAUCAGUAAACCCAUUCGGCAAGAGGAAAAAGAGGAUAAGCCUGAAAUGCCUCAGAAGAGGCCCCUUGAGGAUGAUCCGGUUGAGGCAAAGCCCGAAAAGCGCCAUAAAUAUGAUCUCCCAAUUGAAAUAUCGCCCCAAACUCAGGAAUAUCUCGAUCAAGUGGAGAAGGUCGAGAGGAAAGUCGUUGUAGCGCCAAAGGAGGAAAAGCCGCCGCGGGAUGAGAAGCACGUGAAGGCACAGAAGAGCAAGUUGGCGGAACUUGUAGUGGGUUACCUGAUGCCAUACUAUCGAGAGAAGAGAUUUGACUCCAAAGAAAUCUUCAAGAAGCUCGCCAAGCAUCUUUCACACAAAUUUUACGAUACGCGAGCUGAUAAAUCGGUUAUCAAGCGAACAGUUGAGGAUAUUUUUAGCAAGGCAUCAUUUAUCAGGACCGAGAAAGAUUUUAUGUAGCUGGGUGAGUGUAUUUUUUGCACAGUUUUAUUUUGAAGAAGAUUAAAUUGCCUUUAUUUGUGUUUAA